CAACCAGCGUAUUCGCGCAAAAUGGCAUCACAUGCAGCCGCCUUCGGGCGCAUGGGUCUGUGGCAGAAGCCCACUGUACGUCCAUGUGCAUCUUCGUUCAUUCGCUUACCGUGACGGUGUGUAUCACAAGUGUCUCGAGUGGUUACAUCGUCGAUUACAGUAGGCCUGCGAAGGCGGGAUUGAACGCCUGGAGAUUCAACAUCGAGCGUCAAUGGAAUUCGAUGGCGUGAACUGCAUCAUGGUCCCCAUCAUGAGGCGAAAUGAUUCUCCUCCAUGGCUAGAACAGCACAGCUUGAUGCCUCCUGUGCAAGAAGGCACACAUCGUGUCAAUGGUCAAUGUGCAGCGGAUCGAUUUGAAACUGUGACCUUUUUUAUGGGUAGCUAAAAUGACCAAUUAUAGUCCAUCAUGAGUUUCGGUCAGAAUAUAUCGUCGACGUCGACACCGAAGAUGCCCCCGGUUUGCUUGAUUCGGCAAGCGGACGAUGCCCUCGAGACGUGUCCAGAUGGCAUAGCACUCCUGCAGUCGCUCAAGAAUGAACCCGUGGCCGUGAUUUGCCUCGCUGGGCAAUACAGAACGGGUAAGAGUUUCUUCUUGAACCAAAUGUGUCGCAAGGGAGACGUGUCAUCUGUCCCGUCGACCAACGCCGGGUUUGUCGUCGGACCUACGACCGAGUCUUGCACGCGGGGCAUUUGGAUCUGGGACGCCGACCAGCGCAACGCACGCGGGGAGAAGGUGUUGCUCAUGGACACAGAAGGCAUCGCGUCCACGGACAACGACGAAACGUACGACGCCAAGAUCUUCUCCCUCGGCCUGCUUCUCUGCUCCGUGUUUGUGUUCAACACCAUGGGUGUCAUCGACGAAGGCGCGAUCGACAGACUUUUCCUCGUGUCCGAACUGACCAAGCACGUGUGCGUCCAUCAACAUGGCGGCGCCGCCGACAACCACGUCCCCAAAUCUGACGACGACGACGAUGAGGACGACGAUGUGCAGCAUUCGGUUCACGAAAGUGCGCUGGCGCCGCACUUUCCCCCGUUCGUGUGGCUGCUCCGGGACUUUUUGCUCGACAUCCAGGAAAACGGUCUGCCGCUCACGUCCAACGUGUACUUGGAGCGGUCUCUGCAGCGGCGGGACGGCACGUCCAAGCGCAACGAAGAGCGGAACCGCAUUCGCCACAGCUUGCGCACGCUCUUCACGCAGCGAGAAUGUGUGACGCUGAUCCGCCCCGUCACAGACGAAGACAAGCUCCGGAACGCCAGUACCCUCCCGGACGCCGACUUGCGUCCGGAAUUCAUCGUGCAGAUGCGCGCGAUCCGCGACCGACUCCUGGACGUCGCCCGCCCCAAACGCGUGCUCAACCAAGUCGUGGACGGCCCCAAGCUGGCGCAUCUCGUCCAGAGCUACGUCGCGACCAUGAACAGCGGCGCCGUGCCCGACAUCAAGGCGGCGUGGGAGUACGUGAGCGACGUGACCUGCGAAGCCGCGUUCGUCCGCGCGCUGGACACGUACAAGACGGCAAUGGAGUCGAAUACAUCCAUGGCACAGGUCGAGUUUGAGCGCGUACACAGGGAAGCGCAGGACCGCGCGCUAGUCGUGUUUAAAAGCGAGUCGGUGGAGGGCGACGCCAGGAAGCGGUGCUUUCAGAAGCUCAAGGCGGCCAUAGCGCAGACCCGAGCGCUUCAGAUCAACGCGCUGCAGGAAAAAUCGACGCUGCUGUGCACCGACGUGGUAGAACGGCUGGCCCAGCAAUGGCUUCAAUCCCCGAUUGAGUCGGGGGAGUGGGACGACAUCCCAAGCGAUGGACGCGCGCUUGGGCGUGGAUUAACUCCGUUCUUUCACGGGUACGACGAAGCUGGCGACGGUCCAUCCAAGGCCAAAGUGCUCGUGCAGUUUGUCAAGACGGACCUGCCGACGAUCUUGGACCAAUUCAUUGGACGCCUGAGUCGGCAUCACCAGAGUGUGCUGGAGCAGGCGACGAAAGCGGCCGACGACACGAUCCGACAAGGCGAGGAGGUGCGGCGACGGCUAGAGCUCGAGGUCCACCAGUUGCAACUGGAAGGGACUCGUUUGGUGGGCGUCGUGUCGACGGUGGAAGAAAAGCUGGACCGUGCCACCCAACAAGUAGUCGCUUUGAAACAAGCGGCCGAAGACUUGCACGAUCAACUGGUCGCCUCAGAAGCCAAACGCUUGGCCACUGGCGACGACUUGGACGCUGUCAAAGCCCAGCACGCGGCGGUCGUCCUCGAUAACGUCAAGCUCACCGCGCAGUUGGAGCAUGUGAACCAAGCCCUUGAUGAAGCUGUGGCGGCGCGGCAGGCCACCCAGGACCAACUCACGUCGGACCUCCAUCACGAACGCGCUGAAAGGAAGAACGAGCGGGAAGGUGCCAUUGCCAACUUGGCCAAACAAGCGGCGGAGCUCCACGCCGCGCAACGAUCGGUCAAGGCAUGCCGCGAUGAAUUGGAUGACUCGGCGCGGUCAGCGGCGUUGGUCGCCAAGGAGCGCGAUCUGCUCUCCGUCAAGAUCAAGAGUCUCCUGGAAGUGCAUGAAAACUCGCUCGAGCAAUUGCACAUUAUGGAAACCAGCCAUGCAUUGCAUGCUGACGAGAAGGAGCGGCUGACGCUUCGAUGCGAGCGGUUGGAGCAACAACUGGGCGACGUCAGUGUGCACAUGCAAGUGGAGAAUGUGUUGACCAAUCUGUGUGUGGACGUGGUCAAGCUCGUCGACGUGGACAAGGCGAUCCGCAUUGUGACAGAGGAACGAGCCGCGCUACAAGAGCGCCUCGGGGAGCUGCACGAGAAGAUCUCAACGUUGCCAGACUUUUACCAGCGCCAAGUGUUCUGUGCCCACGAGCCUGCGCCUGACUUUUUUGAAGCGCUGACCCAACUCAUCGGACAGUAAUAACUUGAAAUAGAUUUUAAAAAAACAUUUUUUCAGCAA
This is a messenger RNA of Aphanomyces astaci, 2938 nucleotides long. RefSeq lists its product as hypothetical. The coding region runs from base 407 to 2899 and encodes 830 amino acids. The record is from RefSeq and is a predicted model, not a curated record. The transcript is spliced from 8 exons. Lineage: Eukaryota; Oomycota; Saprolegniomycetes; Saprolegniales; Verrucalvaceae. Gene Ontology annotation, molecular function: GTP binding; GTPase activity.